Messenger RNA from Drosophila takahashii, 816 nucleotides. RefSeq lists its product as uncharacterized. Lineage: Eukaryota; Metazoa; Arthropoda; Insecta; Diptera; Drosophilidae. The record is from RefSeq and is a predicted model, not a curated record.
CAUCUAGCAACAUUUUCAAGGGAUCAAAAGGUGGGAGGAAAGGAUCUCUGGUUUUACCGAAGCACUUCAGGUAAUUACGCGGCGGACACAAGUCAGCAGGUCAGUGUCGGUGGUUCGGUGGGUCAACAGGUAGCUAAGCGCCCCAGAUAUAAAUAAUCCUGGCCGAGAGCAACAGGACAUCAUUCACGGCUCAAGCUGCCAAGCAGUCACAGCUCGCUCUGUCACUCGAGUUACUCUGAUAUUUCAGUCUCAACCUCAAGAAAGAUAUAAUAUCUGGAAAUGGAAAGCCAACGUAAUAGCAACAACGUCAACCACCGACGCGGAGCUCGUCCGAGCGUGGGCUAUCUGCUUUUCCAGUACCAGAGCGAACUGACCCGCCGUCAUGCGGAACCCACGCGGCUGUCCCGCACCAAGAUCCACAUAAUCGAUGGCCUGGUAAAUCGCACCAUCCGCCACAUGAAGCACUGCAGCAUGGAGGAUCUGAAGGCCUGCAAGCGGGAGUUGGUCUACAAGGAGCAGCUGCGUGAUCAACUGAAGAACAUGCGACGCAAACGAUCCUCAUCCUCCUCCUCCGCGAAUGGCAGUAAAAAUAGUGCAGCGAACACCAAGGAAAAUACUCCACCCAUUGUCAAGGCGCCAAGUACUCCACCGAAACCGAAACCCCGAUCCUCCACCUCCGGCAAGCCACCCAGGAUGGACAUCUUCGGGCCAGAGAUCUUUGUCUAAGUCCAACUUAUUCCAUUGCAACCUUAAAUUCCUUAGCUAAGCACGAAAUUUUACCUUAAUUGUUGACGAUUAAAAAUCAUGAACAUGAUA